Messenger RNA from Oncorhynchus kisutch (coho salmon), 5425 nucleotides. Its product is annotated as chondroitin sulfate synthase 1. The record is from RefSeq and is a predicted model, not a curated record. Gene Ontology annotation, molecular function: glucuronosyl-N-acetylgalactosaminyl-proteoglycan 4-beta-N-acetylgalactosaminyltransferase activity. Bases 401 to 2803 code for a protein of 800 amino acids. The transcript has 3 exons. Gene Ontology annotation, cellular component: Golgi cisterna membrane. NCBI's taxonomy places the organism in Eukaryota, Metazoa, Chordata, Actinopteri, Salmoniformes, Salmonidae.
UAAGCGUUUUCGACAUUCUCACAAUGGCGAGGUAGUGGAAAGAAUGGGUUGGCUACGCGUCUCUGGGCGAAGAAGAAACCAUACAUUUUGUUGAAGGUCGCAGUUUCUUGUCAUUUAUUGAUAGCGACGGAAUGCUUGCUGAUUAGUAGGGCCACAUGAAGAGAGGAGUGUACGUUCAGGUGGUGGGUUUAUGGAGACUGCUACGUAUGCAGCAGCCAGCUUACAUCGGGACCAAAAGCGGGUUGGAGAAGAAAGAGGCUUUCCUACCAUGAGAGCGAUUUAACCCCGUUUUUUUUAUGAGGGAGAAACAAUUGAACCAAUAUUGCUUUACAAAGACGCUGUGUUGGCAACAGCGAGAAUAGGCUACGAGGCAAAUCGGAGUUGGGUCAAGUUUUGGGGAAUGGCAGGUCGAAGCCGAAGAGCAUGGUUUAGUGUUCUGUUGGGGCUGGUUGUCGGGUUCACCCUGGCUUCCAGACUCAUAUUACCGAAGGCUACGGAGUUGAAAAAAUCCGGUCAGAAACGCAAGGCGAACCCAGCCGGUUGCGGGUUGAACGGGGGUCUGAGGAGAGAAUUCGGUGGGAUAUUAUGGCCCCCGCAAGAUAACGGAUUUUCGGCGACCGAGAAGCCAGUUCCGAGGUCCAACAAUUUCCUUUACGUCGGCGUCAUGACUGCCCAAAAGUACCUGAAUAACCGCGCCAUCGCGGCACAUAGAACGUGGGCUCAGACCAUCCCGGGCCAUGUGGAGUUCUUCUCCAGCGAGGGUUCGGACACCACCAUCCCCAUCCCCAUCGUGGCGCUGCACAACGUGGACGACUCCUACCCACCGCAGAAGAAGUCCUUCAUGAUGCUCAAGUACAUGCACGAUCACUACCUGGACCAAUAUGAGUGGUUCAUGCGGGCCGACGAUGAUGUGUACAUCAAGAGCGAGCGCCUGGAGGGCUUCCUGCGCUCGCUCAACAGCAGCGAGGCCCUCUUCCUGGGCCAGACGGGCAUGGGUGCCCGCGACGAGCUGGGCAAGCUGGCGCUGGAGCCAGGUGAGAACUUCUGCAUGGGUGGCCCCGGCGUGAUCAUGAGCCGCGAGGUGCUGCGCCGGAUGGUUCCUCACAUCGGCCAGUGCCUGCAGGAGAUGUACACCACGCAUGAAGACGUUGAGGUGGGCCGCUGCGUGCGGAGGUUUGCCGGCGUGCAGUGUGUCUGGUCCUACGAGAUGCAGCAGCUGUUCUACGAGAACUACGAGCCCAACAAGAAGGGAUACAUCCGCGACCUCCACAAUAGCAAGAUCCACCGGGCCAUCACCCUGCACCCCAACAAGAACCCGCCCUACCAGUACCGCCUGCACAGCUACAUGCUCAGCCGCAAGAUCGCCCAGCUCCGCCACCGCACCGUCCAGCUCCACCGUGAGAUCGUCCAGAUGUGCCGCUACGGGGCGGCCGAGCCCAGCCGAGAGGACCUGCAGCUGGGCAUGCCUCCAUCCUUCAUGAGGUUCCACCCUCGGCUCCGCGAGGAGGUCCUGGAGUGGGAGUUCCUGACGGGCAAGUACCUGUUCUCCUCGUCUGACGGCCAACCCCCCCGCCGGGGAAUGGACUCCUCCCAGCAUCUGGCCCUGGAUGACAUCAUCAUGCAGGUGAUGGAGAUGAUUAACGCCAAUGCCAAGACGCGGGGACGAGUGAUCGACUUCAAGGAGAUCCAGUACGGCUACCGGCGGGUCAACCCCAUGUACGGGGCGGAGUACGUGCUGGACCUGUUGCUCCUCUACAAGAAGCACAAAGGGAAGACCAUGACGGUGCCGGUGAGGAGACAUGCCUACCUCCAGCAGACCUUCAGCCAGAUCCAGUUCAGAGAGGAAGAGGAGAUGGACGACAAGGCUCUCGCCAGCAGCAUCAACCAGGACUCAGACUCCCUGUCCUUCCUCUCCAACUCCCUCAAGAUGUUCGUGCCCUUCAAGCUGUCCAGCUCUAGCCAGGACCAGAAGGAGCCGAAGGAGCCUAAGGUCAACAUACUGGUGCCGCUAUCCGGACGCUACGACAUCUUUGUCCGCUUCAUGACCAAUUUAGAACGGGUGUGCCUGAUCCCCAACCAGAACGUCAAGCUGCUCAUCCUCCUCUUCAGCACCGACAACAACACAGAGCGGGUCAAGCAGGUGGAGCUGAUGAGGGAGUACCACAUCAAGUACCCCCGUGCCGAGAUGGAGAUCCAGCCCGUGUCGGGCUCCUUCUCCCGGGCCUUGGCUCUGGAGGUGGGCUCGGCCCACUUUUCCAACAACUCGCUGCUCUUCUAUUGCGACGUGGACCUGCUUUUCACAACCGACUUCCUCAAGAGGUGCCGGAGUAACACGGUCCUGGGGGAGCAGACCUACUUCCCCAUCAUCUUCAGUCAGUACGACCCCAAGGUGGUUUACGCCGGUAAGGUGCCCAGUGAGAACCACUAUGUGUUCACCGCUAAGACGGGUCUGUGGCGUCACUACGGCUUCGGCAUUGUCUGUGUUUACAAGGGCGACCUGGUCGGGGCCGGGGGCUUCGACACCUCCAUCCAAGGGUGGGGUUUGGAGGACGUGGACCUCUUUAACAAGUUUGUCCAAUCAGGGAUCCGGUUGUUCCGGAGCACGGACCCGGGGAUCAUACACGUUCACCAUCCAGUAGUGUGCGACCCCAACCUGGAGCCCAACCAGUACAAGAUGUGCCUGGGCUCCAAAGCCUCGUCGUACGGCUCGACACAGCAGCUGGCUGAACUGUGGCUCGAGAAGAACGACCACGGCUUCCGGAAGGUCGGGAGCUCAAAUAAUGAAUCCCUCAGGACAGCGUGAGAAAGCACUCCGGCCAGGACUGACAAAAGCAGUAUGUGGAGUCCCCCAGGCUUGGGUGUCUUUCCUGGGGAGUCCCCCAGGCCUGGGUGUCUUUCCUGGGGGUCCCCCAGGGCUGGGUGUCUUUCACUCUUCCCAUUUGUCUUAGCAGCAUUUUUAACGACCUAAUUUAUUUUUUACAGAAACAAAAAAGACUUGGAUAUAUUUUGGAAAUCUGCUUUUUUUAAAGAAAACACAUGAACGUUGAACUGACUGAGACAAACGAGACUGUAGAAGAUGUUUUCAUUAAUACUGAAAAAGAAAGCAUCUCGAUGAGGAAUAUUCCUUUGGAUGAGCCUACCAUAACUCUGGACACAAGAACAACGUGCUCUGAUGUCUUAUUCUACCAGUCUAGUAAUAAAGACCAUUCUGUGUUAUUUGUACAGUAACCUUGUCUCCAGGUUGUUGCACAUAUAAGCCUGGGAUUUCAACAAUUCAAAGUUUGCCUUAGUGGGAGUGACCAUAGAAUUAUAUGGCAGUGACCUACUGAGUCAAGUACCUGUCAUCAUUUCAUUUGAGCAAAUCACACGACUGUGAGGUGUGUUAUGGGAGAUGAUUGGUUGGUAGAUUAAGCCAAUGCGCCAGGAGUUUCUCACAGUCAUUCUGUAUUGACUAACGAAGGCCAAGUUUGAUGCGUUGGUCCACCAGACUCUUCCCAUUUGGGAGAAAGUGUCUGGGAACUACAUGUUCACAGUGUCUGGGAACUACAUGUUCUAUAAAGAGAGUAUGGGGGGGAUGGUGAUGUUCGGGGUUAUAUUAUGUGUACCUCAGCUCUUUAAAAGGUGUAGCGUUUGUCUUGUGCGUGGAUGUUGUCAUCUUCACAGACCAGCAGGGCUCUAAAUGGAACUGUCCUCUUGAUUGUGAAUGUUUACAGCAGGUUGAUAUGAACAAACAUUUCAUCAUUGAAGAAGGUUGACUUAGAUGAAAAGCAAUUUGAAUUAAGACUAAAGGACCAUUUUGAUUCCUUUUGAUUUGUUUAUAGUACAGAAUAACACUGUUUUUUUCAAUUGAUUUUAGAUUUUCUUUUUAUUUACUUCUGUGAACACAACUGCUGGAUUUAAUAUCUGCAAUUCAUCCUCCGCUGUCUAAUUUAUUGAAUUUGCAGUCUCCAUUCUGUGUUACCUGACUGUUGGAAUAUGUAUAUUAGAAAAAUUGUAUACCCAUCUGUUGUUGGAUUAUUGUUUUUCCAUUUUCCUUUUGUUUCUCUCUCAAACUCAUCUGAUUACCAAAGAGUUUUUGCACAGUGUGUUUUAGGUAUUGUGUGUCAUGUUGUUUUCUAGGAGGUGCAGGCACAAACAUGACAUGUCCCGUAGAUGAAGAGGUAUAGUGAGUGAGGAAGCACCUUCCUGGCUCCACCUCUUUGCUCUCAUGAGGAAUCUAAGGCCUAUAUCAAACUAGUCAUCCAGAUUUAGGAACAAAGGAAUGGGAAGGGCAGGGAAUGCUGUGCUCCUUCAUAGAACUGAAAGGAAUUCUAAAUCAUUUUAGAACCCUUGGAGUGAAUUCCAGAACCUUCUCAGCACCCAUUGGUACAAUGAAUUAGAAUAGAACUCUUAGAAUGAAAUCUGAUUUUAUACUGAACAAAAAUAUAAAUGCAACAAUUUCAAAGAUUUUACUGAGUUACAAUUCAUAUGAAGAAAUCAGUCAAUUUAAAUGAAUUAAUGAAUCUACGGAUUUCACAUGACUGGGAAUACAGAUCUGUUGGUCAAAGAAAUGGGCCUCACAAUGGUCCUCAGGAUCUCGCCACGGUAUUUCUGUGCAUUCAAAUUGCCAUCGAUAAAAUGCAAUUCUGCUUGUUGUCCGUAGCUUAUGCCUGUCCAUACCAUAAUCCCAUCGCCACCAUGGGGCACUCUGUUCAUAAUGUUAUCAGCAAACCGCUCGCACACAUGAUGCCAUUACAAGUGGUCUGCGGUUGUGAGGCCGGUUUGACGUACUGCCAAAUUCUCUAAAACGAUGUUGGAGUCGGCUUAUGGCAACAGUCAGCAUGCCAACUGCAUGUUCCCCAAAACUUGGGAUAUCUGUGGCAUUGUGUUGUGUGACAAAACUGCACAUUUUAGAGUGGCCUUUUAUUGUCCCCAGCACAAGGUACACAUGUGUAAUGAUCCUGCUGUUUAAUCAGCUUCUUGACAUGCCACACCUGUCAGGUGGAUGGAUUAUCUGGAAAGGGAGAAAUGCUCACUAACAGGGAAGUAACCUUUUUGUGAGUAUGGAACAUUUCUAGGAUAUUUUAUUUCAGUUCAUGAAACCAACAUUUUACAUGUUGCGUUUCUAUUUCUGUUCAGUGUAGAACUCUGAGAAUGAAUUAUAAUUCUAUGAAUUAUCUGGUCCCUGUCCAUAUAGCUGUCUAUUUAGGAGAAUGUCUUCUGUGCAGCAGCACUCCCCUGGUUUAAAGGUCUCCUCUACUCCACACAGUCUUUAAGCCCAAGAGAAGACGGGGUCAGCUACACUUGGAGCAGGAGGGACAACUGUGCUCUAUCAUAAUAGUCUUGGUUUUCUGGGGAUUUUUAAUAUUUCUGUUGUUCAUUCAGCCCUGUCCAACUGGGAAAGGUUUUAUAUUUAAGAAAUAAAAUGAAAAAUGUUUAUCAAAAA